Caenorhabditis briggsae is the source of this 1362-nucleotide messenger RNA. Gene Ontology annotation, biological process: innate immune response. The transcript has 8 exons. Lineage: Eukaryota; Metazoa; Nematoda; Chromadorea; Rhabditida; Rhabditidae. Bases 1 to 1362 code for a protein of 453 amino acids. The record is from RefSeq and is a predicted model, not a curated record. Gene Ontology annotation, cellular component: membrane raft.
AUGCGGGCUUGCUCUAUCCUCGUUUUUCUUUUUUCUGCUACUAUUGUUUCUAAUGUUGCUGCGGACCCAGUAGUUUUGAUUUUGAAAGAUUACACGAAUGGUACGAACUACCAGGUAAAUAAUGUGGAGGAAGGAGGAAGCCUGUAUGUUGCCUCUAAUGAUGCCGUAGCAAGUUUAAAUAAUAUCCAAUUGGUGACAGGAGGGAAACCCUACUUACUUUCUGAUCUGGCAGCAGUGCAACCAGACGGAAUCCCACAGAAAAUUACGAUCAGUGGAGGAUUAACUAUCACUACAACCAAUACAGAUUCCGCAACAAACGCGUUGACAGGAUAUUUGUAUGUGACCACAGCUCAACAAGCUCAAGACCCAUCAUUCGGAGUCUAUGUGAUCACUGGCACCCAUAACAUUGUUCUGAGUGGUGCUCAAGCAACUACAGUAAUUCUCAAUACUGAGUUGGUCACACCACCCGACGACGUAGAUCGAUCAGAGAAAACUACAUAUGUGUCUGAUCUUAAAAUGGAUAUCGACAAAACAGUUAUUUUCCAAUGGGGAAUUCCCGGGAAGCAAGCCACCAACAAUCAGUUUUUUAGGAACCCAUUCAAUUACAACAACUACGACUCAAAUGGGAAUCUUCUGAAUACAACACAACUAUUUUUUGAUCAUGUUGAACCACUGCAAAUCGGUCUAGACUACUGGUAUAUUUCUAGCUCCGGAAGUGUGAGCAUGACUAUGAAGAAUACUUAUGUACCCAACCAUAACUACACUACAACGGCGGUGAGCACCACAGGAUUGGUUGUUAGUGGUACCUUCCUAUUCAAUCAGCACACUGUUAACUUUCAACAAGAUCCUGUGAAUACGCAAACUUUCGGCAGUUUGAUUUCUGCAUACCCUUCUCCUCGCGCCACGGUCAGUUUUGUCUUCAAUGGCAGUGACGAGAAUUCGGUGCAAAAUUAUGACAUCCAAAAUAAUGCAACUCAAUUGGUGAAAGUAGUUAAAUUCUCUGCACAAACGUUGACAGUCAGCUCUUCUGAUGUUUCUGCUGGAACGUUUUACUGCCAGUAUUUCAGUAACAGCAAUGCUGGAACUCCAAUGACUACAACCGUAGCGACAUCAGGAGCUACAGUACCACAAGGAAGCACAGUGACCGCUGGAACUGGUCCGACUCAAGCAGCAGGAAGUACUCUAACAACUGCUUUUCCUCCAGGAUCUACAGUAUCAACUGUGAACGCAGGAACUGUAACUACAGUAACCGCUGGUUCCCCCACCACCUCUUCAGCCACCGUUGCUACAACUACCAGCGUUGUUCGAUCUCCAUUCAGUUUCUUCUCAUUUUUUGUUGUACUCACUCUACUGAUACUCUAA